AUGAAGUGUCGGGUCCGACGGCGUAAAUGCGAUGAAGGAAAGCCGCGAUGUCAGCGCUGCAUCGACGGAAACUUUGAGUGCCACUACGGCCCUAGACUAACGUUCUUGAAUAAGAAUGCCUUGACGGUGUCACCCUCGCCCAAGGUGCCCGAUGCGACAACGCCAAAAUACUCGCGCCUUCAGUUCGUAGGUGCCGGGUCCUCCAAGCAAGCCGCCAAAGACCCAUCAUUACAUGCAUCUUCUCCGCCGCACGAGCAACAUGGAGUCAAUGGCAACAUCGCAAACGAUCUGAACCUGAACCAUGCAUCUCUACCGCCACCGCCGCCGUCGCAAACACCAACGCCAACGGUGAUAACCUUCCACGCAAAUCCUCAACCCCCAGAACCGCCGCCAACGGCGACGACUAAACCACCGCCACUCGAGCCGAGCCUCACGCCCCUGAAUCAUCACCGCCAGCACCCACCGCUCACGCAAUGGCGGCCCACCCAGAGUCUGAGCAGCCUCGGAAGUCACGAGAGCCUCUCGUCGCCGGUGCGCAAUCUCGAUAUCACGGGGAAGCUGACAGGCCCAUCGCCAAAUAAUGACGCUGCCUACGAGACGGCCCUGAAUGUUCUCCUGUCGCUUGGAAACGAAGGACCGGCGGAGCUGGGCCAGUCGCCUGGUCACGGCUCGGGGUCCUUUGCGAUUGGUGGUGGUGACAGUAUCGGUGUGGUAAGUCCCGGAGAGAUGAUGUCGCUGUCGCCGAACUCCACGAGGGAGAGGAGAGGAUCUGGCGUGUCUGCGGCCGGUAGCAUAUCACAAGAUCGCCUGCUGCAGCUGUUGCGUCACUUUAGGUACCAGGUCGCGCCUUGGCUUGACUUGUGUGAUAUGGGACAGACCUUUGGUCUUUACGUUUCUCGCCUUGCGAUCGAAUCUGAAGGGGUUCUUCACUCCCUUCUCGCCGUUGCUGCGACAGCACAGCAGGCCGAUAUGCGCAUGGUGUCCGGCGAUGUCGAAUACCUCAAGUCUCUGGCUGAGGCGAAAGCUUUCCAGCCAAGCGGACCAGUCAUCAGCGACAGCGAUUUGGUUCAUUUGACACUAUCUACAGCAUGCCGAUUCAUCUCUGACAUCCCCAGCGGCUGGAACAGCCUGUCUGCUGUUAUAAAUCACAACUUUUGGGAUGUGACACUAGCGGAAGCAACUCCAAAGACCAUUGCGAUAUUAUCAGUCUUGAUUCGACUAGAACUCGCCGCCGCCCUCGUAACCGGGGCCCCCAUCUCCAUCCCCGAACAUCUUUCCUACAACCCAAUCCCACAACAAUGGAACUCCUCCACCAUCGCAGAGACAAUAUUCCAAUACACCAUCGAACCCCUCCUCCUCUGCGCAAAAGUCGUAAACUUCUGCUCAGGCAGCUUUCCACCACAAACUCAAGCCGAUCUCGACCUCGGCGGCGGCGUCCCACUCACACCCGUUCACCGCUGGACGAUGCUCAGCGACGCCCUCGGGUCCUGGUACACCAACCGGGCGCAGGAGUUCCGCCCCAUGGUGGAGAUGGAUGGCGGCGACGAGACGUUGUUCCCUGUCAUACUCUUCACCAACGGCGCCGCCGUCUUUGCGAACCAGCUGUAUCAUACGGCCAUGUUGUUGUUGCUUCAGAAUAAGCCGCGGACGUUGCAGGCGGCGACGGCGGCGGGUAAGAAGUCGUCGUCGUCGUCGUCGUCUAUGUCGCCGCUUUGGCAUGCUCAGCGCGUCUGCGGGAUCGCGCUGAAUAAUGACCGGAGAGAUAGUUGGGAUCUUUGCUUGGUCGCGUCGCUGUAUCUGGCGGCCCAGCGGAUGACGUACGAGCCUCAACAGAAGGCAAUCAUGGGGUGUUUUGAUCGUAUUAAGUCCAUGACUGGCUGGGAUGUCGAUGGCUUCUCGACGAAAGUUCGAGAGGAUUGGGGUUUGAUGUAG
Colletotrichum fioriniae is the source of this 1932-nucleotide messenger RNA. RefSeq lists its product as uncharacterized. Gene Ontology annotation, biological process: positive regulation of transcription by RNA polymerase II. Gene Ontology annotation, cellular component: nucleus. NCBI's taxonomy places the organism in Eukaryota, Fungi, Ascomycota, Sordariomycetes, Glomerellales, Glomerellaceae. Gene Ontology annotation, molecular function: transcription cis-regulatory region binding; zinc ion binding; DNA-binding transcription factor activity, RNA polymerase II-specific. The record is from RefSeq and is a predicted model, not a curated record.